AAAUAUACUAUAGAAAUGUUGACUAUCUCCCAAUUAAUUAACACACAUCUCUAGGACCACCAUGACUCCAUGAGGUACAUGACAACCUUGUCAACAUUUGGACUGUUUGGUACAUCAUACUGAGCGAAACACUGCAGAGAACAGAUCAAUGGUUGUUAGCAGUGGUGGUGGUGGAGGCCCUUGGGCGGAGAUGAAGGGUGGCCUCACCCUCCAAAUUCUGAAGGGGCGGAGAUUCAUGAUGUUUGGGUCUCUUUUGAUUAUGAACACGGCUGGUUUGAGCUACAUCUUUGCCCUCUACUCCAGCGAGAUCAAGUCCUCACUUGGCUAUGACCAAACCACCCUCAAUUUGAUCAGCUUCUACAAGGACUUGGGUGCAAAUAUUGGAAUCAUCUCUGGCCUAAUCAAUGAGAUCACACCCCCAUGGGUUGUGUUAGCUAUGGGUGCAGGGUUCAACUUUUUUGGGUACUUCAUGAUAUGGCUAAGCGUGACCGGAAGAGUUGCCAAGCCCCAUGUUUGGCAAAUGUGCUUAUACAUAUGCCUUGGCUCAAAUUCACAACCUUUUGUCAACACUGGAGCCCUUGUCACUUGCAUCAAGAACUUCCCUGAAAGCCGUGGAGUUCUUAUUGGUGUUUUGAAGGGUUACACGGGUCUAAGUGGGGCUGUGAUUACACAGUUGUACCAUGCUAUCUAUGGUGAUGACGCGAAGUCUUUGAUUUUGCUAAUUGCGUGGCUUCCAGCAGCUAUAUGUUUGACUUUUCUUCGAACCAUGAGGAUCAUGAAGGCUCCUCGGCAGCCUAACGAGCUCAAACUUCUCUAUAAUUUCCUCUAUAUUUCGCUUGGUCUCGCGGGGUUCUUGAUGAUUAUAAUCAUAGUAGAGAAAAGGGUCACCUUUACACAAAGUGAAUAUGGAGGGAGUGCAGCCAUGGUACUUUUCUUACUGUUUCUCCCACUUGCAGUUGUCAUUAGAGACGAGUACAGGCUUUGGAAGAGUAAGAAUGAAGCCAUGAAUGACCCUUCACCAAUAAAAGUUACUACAGAGGAGGCAAUUUCUAAUGGAGCUUCAACAAUUUCAGUCACGACAAGUGCUCAAAAUAAAAAGCAAGUUUCUUGUUGGCAAACAGCUUUUCAGCCACCAGAUAGAGGGGAGGACUAUACGAUAUUACAAGCACUUUUCAGCAUUGACAUGUUGCUGAUAUUCUUUGCUACAAUCUGUGGCCUAGGGGGAACUUUAACGGUAAUAGACAACUUGGGUCAGAUUGGAGCUUCCUUAGGAUAUCCAAAGCAAAGCAUAAGCACUUUUGUGUCACUUGUAAGCAUUUGGAACUACCUCGGACGUGUGGUCGCAGGUAUUACCUCCGAAAUUUUCAUUACAAAGUACAAAAUCCCACGCACUCUCAUGCUCACUUUGACUCUCCUAGUAUCAUGUAUUGGUCACCUCCUAAUCGCGUUUAAUAUACCGAAUGGUAUCUAUUUCGCAUCAGUGAUUAUUGGGUUUUGUUUUGGUGCACAAUGGCCAUUGCUCUUUGCAAUUAUUUCUGAAAUCUUUGGCCUCAAGUACUACUCUACACUGUUCAAUUUUGCGGCAGUGGCAAGUCCAAUAGGGUCUUAUUUGCUCAAUGUGAGAGUCACUGGGCAUUUAUAUGACAAGGAAGCUGAGAAGCAAAUGGUAGCCUCGGGGCUCAUAAGGAAGGUUGGGGAGGACUUGAAGUGUAAUGGGGUUGAGUGCUUCAAAUUGUCUUUCAUUAUCAUUGCUGCCGUGACCUUUUCUGGCACACUUGUUUCGUUCAUUCUGGUGCUAAGGACUAGGAAGUUCUAUAAGAGUGACAUCUAUAAGAAGUUCAGUGAGAAUGAGAAUCAGGCCCAAACGAAAACCGUGAUGGCUGGAGAUGGUGCCCAACUGGUGGAGGCACAAGUUAGGUAGGUAAUGACUGGGAGCUAUAUCCCACCUUUUGGGUCUUUUCUUGCAAAAUUAUUUGUAAUUACCCAGUGAUUUUUAAAGUUACAAGGCUUUUUUUAUUUUUUUUAAAUAAUUCCUACUGGAUAUUAAUAAUAUUAGUCCCACACACAAACACACUAAUUUUUGCAAAACAGUCUUAUGUGGUAGAUUAUGAAAGGUAAAAAAAAUAGAUUUAUGUGAUAGUAACAGAUAACCGAUCAUAGUCUAUCACGUAAGAAAAUUAUGACAAAAUAUGUGUAUUUGUGUGCAGUAUUAGUAUUAUUAACUAGAUAAUAGAAGACACUCCACACUUAUGGUUUUCUUAAAGUAGCUUGUAUUUAUUACUUUAUGCAACUUCCUUGAGGGAAGAAAAUUUAGUA
Quercus lobata is the source of this 2316-nucleotide messenger RNA. RefSeq lists its product as uncharacterized. Gene Ontology annotation, cellular component: membrane. Lineage: Eukaryota; Viridiplantae; Streptophyta; Magnoliopsida; Fagales; Fagaceae. The transcript has a single exon. The coding region runs from base 149 to 1921 and encodes 590 amino acids. The record is from RefSeq and is a predicted model, not a curated record.